GUAACAGCAGAAGACCGAAAACCGAUUUUCUUUAACUUGUUCAAUUCGAUUUAUAGAUGUGAUUGGACCGGACGGCAAAUAGACCUAGCAUUACAUUUAAAUACCAUCCAUGGCGAGUCGUUAGGUGCCAAUUUUCAAUAUUUCCAGAAAUCGUCUGUCGUGUUCAAUCCAACUGAAUCUUGGCAAACCAUUAACAUAGUUAAUGGGCACGGCAAACAUUUCGUUUACUACAUGUAUAGCGAUUCGACAAAGAAGGUCAUCAAUUUCCUAAUCUAUUUGCUGGGAACGAAAAAGGAUGCUGGACUAUUUUUGAUUGAUUUCGAGAUCAUAUCGAAGUUAUGCACGUUUCAAAAGAUAAAAUUUGUGUCCACUUGCUACAGUGAUUGCGAAAAUAUUCAAAAAUUAAUUGAAACUGAAAAAUGUGCUGUACUCACACACAACACGUUAAAAAAUUUUGUCUGGAACGGUGAGCUGCAUUUCAAAUUUAAAAUUAAACGGAAAGAUGACGAUGAAUUCACCAACAAGAAACUGGACGAUAACAAUAAAAACGUAACUUCUCCGACUAAACCAGUUCCUAAUGUUCCAAUUAGGAAUAAGGGCACAAUGAAGGCUAACACAGUUAAAAAGACAAACACCAUACCAUCAAUCAUACAGCCCGUUCUUAAGUCAUUGGACAUUGAUUCUCCCGUACAAAGUAAUCAGACAACAGCAGCCACACCACCACCAGCAGCAUCGCAACGAACAUCGAUUAAUGCAGGUCCAGACAAAGCUUCAAAAAGUCCAUGUUCUUCGCCGUCUAUAAAUAAGGACGACGACAAAGAAGCGCGUCGGUCCGAUAUGCUUGUAAGAAGCUUGAGUGAAACACCUGGUAUGCCAUCAUUGCCACCCGUUCAACCAUAUAAGAAUAUUGAUGAUAAAAUGUAUCGGAGAAAAUAUCCAGAACAUUGUUUAACUAAACCAGCUUUUAGAAAAUAAAAGUCAACCUAGGCCGGUCACGUCAUUAGUUAACGUUUGCAACGCCACAAAAUAAGAGCACUGGUAUGGCCAAUGUGGUUUUAUUAUAAUAGUAUUUAUGCUAACACAAAUGAAGUAAAGAAUCCGAUAAUAUACUGGUGAUAUACCGCAU
This is a messenger RNA of Bradysia coprophila, 1126 nucleotides long. RefSeq lists its product as uncharacterized. Gene Ontology annotation, cellular component: cytoplasm. Gene Ontology annotation, biological process: proteasome-mediated ubiquitin-dependent protein catabolic process; multicellular organism development. Gene Ontology annotation, molecular function: ubiquitin conjugating enzyme binding; zinc ion binding; ubiquitin protein ligase activity. The record is from RefSeq and is a predicted model, not a curated record. Lineage: Eukaryota; Metazoa; Arthropoda; Insecta; Diptera; Sciaridae.